Messenger RNA from Oryzias melastigma (Indian medaka), 2636 nucleotides. RefSeq names its product leiomodin 1b (smooth muscle) (gene lmod1b). Gene Ontology annotation, biological process: pointed-end actin filament capping; myofibril assembly; muscle contraction. Lineage: Eukaryota; Metazoa; Chordata; Actinopteri; Beloniformes; Adrianichthyidae. Gene Ontology annotation, molecular function: tropomyosin binding; actin binding. The transcript has 3 exons. The record is from RefSeq and is a predicted model, not a curated record. Bases 42 to 1889 code for a protein of 615 amino acids. Gene Ontology annotation, cellular component: myofibril; striated muscle thin filament.
AAUCUGCAGCAGAAAAUACUUUAGAUUUUAGAUUCAGCCUCAUGUCCAGGCGAAAAAUGAAAGGCCUGACCCAAACUGGCCGUCAGGUCAGUGAGGACCCGGACCUGGACAACCUGUUGUCAACCCUCUCCCCGGAGGAAAUUUUGGAGCUGGAUAAGGACUUGAAGAAUGUGCCAGACAUUAACCUGGAGGAUGGGAAGGUCCCCAUCCAAGGGGACGGCCAGGCUGCGCAGCCACAUCCGAGCAGGGGGAAGCUCGGCCAGAGGGAGCAGUCAUUUGAGAGCGACCUAAAGAGAGAGAGCCGGAAGCAGGAAUACCUGAGGAAAAUGGGCCUCAGCCAGGAGGAGAACGGAGACACCAGAGCAGGAGUGAGGAGACAGUCCGGCGUCUCCAACGACAACAACAACAGAAAAGGUCCGGACGGUUUCAAAGAGGAGCUCGACCAAAGCAGGAGAAAGGAGAGCUCUGUGAAGGAGGACGCCAAGGAGAGAGGGAAGCAGGAAGACAGCAGGUUGAGAAGCAGGGAGAGCACAGGCGGCAAAACGAAAGACAUGAUCUCCAGGCUGCAGGAGAGGAGGGAAGAGAAGGACAGGAGAGAUGACCUCAGGAAAAGAGACGACACCAAAACCAAGGACAUUAUCUCUAAGCUCCGAGAGAAAAGCGAGAAGGAUGUAGGAAGGGAGAGAAGAUCGGAGAGUAUCAGAACUCAGGGGCUCGUCUCAAAAAUGGUUGAGAAGCAGAGCAAGGCGCCAGAGAGGGAGGAGAUCAAACCACAAGAGAAGACUCCGAAAGUGGAGGAAAACGAUACAGAGGUCAGGAGGAAAGGCCAACCGUCGGAGAAGGACGAGGCGCAGGGGAAGCAGAAUUGUGUGGAUGUCAAAGCGGACCGGGAAUGUAUGAGUAACCACAGAGGUGAUGGGAAAGAGGAAGCUCCAAAGACGAGGAGGAAAGCAGACGACGGAAAAGCCGAGGAGAAAGAGAAGCUUGGUAAGUGUGUGACAAAAAACAGCCCGAAGACGAAGCCAGAGGAGGAAGAGGACGAAGACUCCAGCAUGUUCGACGAGCUGAUGCAGCAGGUCCAGAGCAACGACCCCUCCCUGUUGGAGGUCAACGUCAACAACUCGGAGGUCAUCAAGGCCAAGACCCUCAUCGAGUUCACGGAGGCGUUGAACGACAACACCAACGUCAAGGUGUUCGCCCUCGCCAACUGCCGUGCAGACGACCAUGUGGCGUACGCCAUCGCCGGCAUGCUGCGCCGCAACAAGACCCUCACCAGCAUCAACUUGGACUCCAACCAUCUCACUGGCAAAGGCAUCCUCUCUCUCAUCCAGUCUCUGCAGCACAACGCCACGCUGACCGAGCUCCGCUUCCAGAACCAGCGCCACAUCUGCGGAGGGAAGACGGAAAUGGAGAUGGUCAAGAUCCUUAAAGAGAACACCACCCUGCUCAAGCUGGGCUACCACUUUGAGCUGCAGGGACCCCGGAUGACCAUGACCAACAUCCUGAGCCGCAACAUGGACCGGCAGAGGCAGCGGCGCCUGCAGGAGCAGAAGCAGGUUCAGGGCAACGGGGAAAAGAAGGGGGCGUUGGAAGUGCCCAAGAUCGGAGGUGGAGGAUCCCUGAGGAGCUCCCCGAAGUCCUCCCCCAAACCCUCUCCCCUCCCUUCCCCCAUGCCUUCACCGAAGUUAACUCCAAGAAAAGGAGCCGGGGGUCCGGCUCCACCACCUCCUCCACCUCCCCCUGGGGGCGGGCCUCCUCCACCUCCACCUCCACCCAUGAUGGAUGGAGGCCAUUCCGGCAGGAGCUCGAGGGACCAACUGCUGGCCUCCAUCCGAGGAAGCAACAUGAAGCAUUUAAAGAAGGUGCCAGUGCCAAAGUGGCUGCAAUAACUCUGACGAGGAGUGAAGUGGAGAAAAAGGAGAACAGACAUCUCACUCUGAAGUUUUUUUUUAAGUCGGUAAACUCCACAUUCCUGCAGCUGGCUGGAGAGCUGGACAGGAGACGGUCAGAUGACCGGCCCUCAUCCUGAGUUCUCCCCUCAAAUACUGGACCAAAACGGACUCUGGGGAGAGCGAGGGAGGGAGGCUCAUCAGAACAGGAGGUCCGGCUGUCUGUGUCAUUUCUGAUGCUUUUAUUUUUGCACUAAAAAAUUGGAACAGAUGUUUAAUAGCCUGACUGUGUGGCGAGCUUCAGUUCAAAUAACAGCUCUGAUAAUGUUAAAUUGAUUAUUUAUUGGUGAAGAAGCAAUUUAUUUUAACUCUGUAGAUGCAAAUAUGGGAUUUAUAGACAAAGUUAGCAGGCAUAAAAAAAAAAGUGUUUACAAAAAAAGUCCCUUUGAUUGUGAUCAUCAAAUCUCAAGACACUUAUGGCAGAAUUUAUGACAGAAUGCAGUUUUCAAAAGCAAACAACUAUCCUUUAGUGUCUGAUAUUAUAUUUUAUACAGAGAUGUUUUAGCUUGAGUGUUUGACGUUUCAUGCAAAUCCAGCUUUGUGUCUUAAGUUCAGUGGGACGUUUUUCCUCAUUAGCUGUCAUUAAGCAUCGAGCUGAGAGGGACUGGGAGGGUGCACCUGCCUUAUCACACCUGUGUUUGAUACAUGUGCAAAAUAAAAGAGUCUGACAUAUGACUGCAAGGGCGA